AUGAUCGGGAGAGGAUUGUUCAUUUUGACGAUACUGUCAAACUGCGUUCUGUCAUUGCCAGUGACUUCAAGUCAGCUGGAGAAUGAAGACGUAAAGGUGAUGAAAUGCAUCGUGGAGGCGCUGGCUGAUGUGCUGUCAAGAUCCCACCCCAUGCCUGUCAGUGAGGAGUGUCUGGUGACUCUAAAGACAGAUGACAGGCUUGUGACUAUCCUUCGCCAUCAUAACUUUCUGAAGGAGCUGCAGGAGAUUGCUGUUCAUGGUAGUAAAGAGAAAGCUCAGCUCCUACGAGAUGCUGGCAUACCAGACCAGGCAACCCACACUCCUCAGACCACAGAUGACGCUGCUGAUCGAUCCAUGUUGGAGGCUCUAGGAGGCCCUGGUGAAAGAUCUAUCCUGUCCCAAAAGAGGAGGGCAGGAAAUGGCAAUGGAGAAGAAGAAAAGGAUGAAAGCCUGGGAGAUGGAGAGUCACAGGAGGACAAUGACAUUGGUGGAGAGGUGCAAGCAAAGAGGGAGAAUGACGAGAAACCAAGAAGUCACGUCUCGGAGUCUGUGGAUGACUGGAGUGAGGGAAAGGUUGAAAAGAGGGAGGAAGAAGAAGUAUAUGAAGAGAAGCGAGAAAACUCAGAGGAGAAUUCAGAAGAGGAAAACAAGACCAAGAAAGGUGUAGGGUCUGAUGAAAAGAGAGAUGCAACCAGACGCAACAGUUUAAAAGAGAAGAAAUUUGAUGAUGAAGACGAGGAGGAGAAAGACAAGAGAACCGGACCCUUCUCACACAAACUGGAGGGCAAAGAGGAGGAGCAGGAGGAGGAAGAGGAUGAAGGAGAAAUGAAGAGAGGGAGCAGGGAGGGCCUGAAGCGAUGGACCAAGAGAGCCAAGGGGUUUCAGCAAGAAGUGCCCCAUCAUUCGAAGGAGGUCACAGAGGAGGACGUGGUCAAGAAGAAAAAGAGUCCAGAGGAGAAGGAGCUGCAGAUGAUUGCUCGAAGGGCACCAGAGGAGAGGAGGGGGUCGGAGGAGGAGGGCAGCGCCAGCCGCAAGUCUGAGGAGCCGGAGAUUGAAAGCCUGGCAGCCAUCGAGUCAGAGCUUGAAAAUGUUGCCCAGAAACUCCAUGAGCUGCGGCGAGGCUGA
Messenger RNA from Scomber japonicus (chub mackerel), 1125 nucleotides. It is a transcript of the gene chga, whose product is annotated as chromogranin A. The record is from RefSeq and is a predicted model, not a curated record. Gene Ontology annotation, biological process: negative regulation of catecholamine secretion; defense response to bacterium; negative regulation of insulin secretion. The transcript is spliced from 9 exons. The coding region runs from base 1 to 1125 and encodes 374 amino acids. Lineage: Eukaryota; Metazoa; Chordata; Actinopteri; Scombriformes; Scombridae. Gene Ontology annotation, cellular component: chromaffin granule.